Messenger RNA from Nicotiana tabacum (common tobacco), 1728 nucleotides. The record is from RefSeq and is a predicted model, not a curated record. Lineage: Eukaryota; Viridiplantae; Streptophyta; Magnoliopsida; Solanales; Solanaceae.
GUAUCUUUUAGAUGGUCUUUCUAGUUGACCCUUCCAUCAUCAUUGUAAUCAUCUUCUAUAAAAUCAAGUAGAAGUUGGGAUAUGGUUUCAAUGUUAUCAAGCAUAUAUCCUAAUCCCUAGGCUGCAUGAACUUUUGUAUGGGUAAGUAUCUAAAUGUGUAUGAGUAAGUUUCUUGUAUGGGUAUGUUUCAUUUUAGUGAAUGACCAUGUCAACUGGUCAUGUCUGUUAAAUAUUCUGAAACCUAUGUUGCUUGGACUCUCCGAAAAUGUGGCCGGAUACGUGUCGGAUCCUCCAAAAGCAGUGCAUUUUUGAAGGAUCCGACACGGGUGCGGCUACAGUUUGGAGAGUCCGCGCAACAUAGUUUGAAACAUAUGAACUUUGGUGAUAAAUGGAUUGAAUGGAUCAACUAUUGCAUAUCCACUGUUAGGUGUUCAAUACUGAUAAAUGGGAACCCACGCGGUUUCUUCAAAUCUCAUAGGGGGCUGAGGCAAGGGGAUCCACUAUCUCCCUGCCUAUUCACUCUGGUAAUGGAAGCCUUUAGCAUGAUGCUAAAGAGGGCAGAAAAUUUGGGCUGGAUAAAAGGCAUGAGUUUUGGGAGAAUCGGUGCUGAAAAGGUUACUUUAUCCCAUAUUUUAUAUGCUGAUGACACCCUUCUGCUGUGUGAAACAGACAAUGAGCAAAUGCUUUUUCUUAGAGGGAUUUUCAGCAUUUUCAGCAUCAAUGUAGAUGAUUGCAUAGAGGAACUAGCCGAUAUCCUGGGAUGUAAGGUAGAGAAUUUCCCCACUAUUUAUUUGGGAUUUCCACUAGGGGCAAGAAGGAAUGAUCAAAGUAUUUGGCAAGGUGUCCUUGACAGAUGUGCUAAUAAGCUUAUUCCAUGGAAGAAACAAUAUCUAUCCUUUGGAGGCAGACUCACUCUUAUUAACAGUGUAUUAGAUGAUUGUCUUCCGAAGGAAUUUGAAUGAUUGGGAAAUAGUAGAAUUUUGCGAGCUGCUUCAGCAAUUGAGAUCAGUUUAUAUUGAUCAUGGUAAGAGGGAUACUCUAAUCUUGCUGGCAAGUAAAGACAAGAAAUUCUCAGUCAAGAAUUGCUACAGUAUGUUGAUAAAGCUGUCAGGACAGUGGGAUACUUCUUGGCCAUGGAGGAUGAUAUGGAAGACAAAAGCUCCUGUGAAAGUAGCAUGUUUUGGAUGGGUCACCACCUGGGAGGCAUGCUUAACUCAAAAUAACUUGCAGAAGAGAGGCUUUUCCCUAUGUAACAGAUGCUACCUAUGUCAAGUGGAUCAAGAAACAGUUGAACAUUUGUUCCUCCGUUGCAGAUUUUCUAGAGAAUGCUGGGAGUUAUUCCUAAAUAUUUGUGGUAUUGCAUGGGUGAUGCCUCAGAAUGUGAAGGGGUUGAUGGUAGGUUGGCAGCAUCAGGUGAUAUCAAAAGAGAUAAAGCAAAUAUGGAGCACUAUCCCAUUGUGCACCUUAUGGACAAUAUGGCUCGAAAGGAACAAGGCUUGCUUUGAAGGACAGAGAGCUCCAAUUGCUAGAAUUAAGAGCAUUUGUUUACAAAAUUUGUAUCUUUGGUGCAAAUCAAGCCCACUAGUUAGUUCAGAUCAGUACAUGGAUUUCUUGGAGUUGUUAGGAAGAAGAUUGUAAUAGGCUGUUUUUUGUUUCCUUGUUAUCUUCUGUACCAUCUUGGUACUAUUCAAUAAAAUCUUUAUCUUAUCAAAAAAAGCUAUUUAAUAA